GUUGUUGGGUACCUUAACAGCAAGCAGGCGGCACUGUUCAAAAGAAUGAUUUGGGAAGGAAUGAACAAGGACUAUGAUAAGGGAAAGAGUAGAAAACGAGCCACAAUGGCCAAGAAAGCUGCUCCUGCUAAAAAGCCAGAAAAGGCUGUCAAAGUUUCUACUGUGAUGGAUUCUAAGAAUAGGCUAAGUUCAAAAAUCAACUAUGAAGCUUUGGAUAAAUUAAAUGAAGAGCUUGGUUAUGCACCUUCAUUUGAGGAAGGCACAAAGUCUAAUUGUGGCAGUCUUUGUGUUAUGCAACUGUUAAAUGAGAAGAACAGUCGUGAUGAUGAGUUUGGCAUGAAAGUAAUGGUUAGGGUGAAGAGGCUGAAGCCAGACAGGAAAAUUGAUCAGAAUUAUUUCACCGGUCCCCUACCAGCAUUCAUCGGCAAUAUGUCUGCGUUGACAUUAUUGUCAAUUGCCCACAAUUCAUUCUCUGGGCCCAUCCCCAAGGAGCUUGGAAACCUUAAGGAGCUAAAAUUGCUGUCCAUUGGAUCAAAUAAUUUCUCCGGAACACUCCCUCCUGAACUUGGUAACUUAGUCAAGCUCGAGGAAUUGUACAUAAACAGCGGUGGAUUCAGUGGUGAAAUUCCUUCAACAUUUGCUAAGCUCAUCAACAUGCAAAUCCUCGGGGCAUCAGACAUUCCUUUAUCAGGAAAGAUACCUGCUUUCAUUGGGAAUUGGACAAAACUAAAUUCUUUGAGAUUUCAAGGGAACUCUUUUGAAGGCCCAAUACCAACCAGUUUUUCUCAAUUGACCUCAUUAACUUCUCUGCGAAUCAGUGAUAUAUAUAAUGUGAGCUCCUCUCUUGAUUUUAUAAGUACUUUGAAGAACUUGACUGAUUUAGCUUUACGGAACGCAUUAAUCAAUGGCAGCAUCCCUACUGAUAUUGGAGAAUAUCAAGGUUUACAGAUACUGGAUCUGGGUUUCAACAAUUUAACAGGCCAACUCCCAAGUUCUUUGUUCAACAUGAGUUCUCUUACAUAUUUAUUUCUUGGAAACAAUAGUCUGUCUGGACCUCUUCCAAGCCAAAAGAGCAAUCUACUACAGACUAUAGAUUUGUCUUACAACUAUUUCUCAGGAAGCUUUCCCCCAUGGGUAACCACAAUAUCGCAACUGAACUUAGUGGUCAACAACUUCACAUUUGGCAGUUCAAAUAUAACUCUUCCUGGAUUGAAUUGCCUCCAAAGGAAUUUUCCAUGCAAUCGAAAUACCCCUCGAUAUGCAAACUUCUCAAUCAAGUGUGGAGGAUCACAAAUGAGAGGAAGUGAUGGCAUAUUGUAUGAAGCUGACGACUCAGAUCUUGGCCCAGCAACAUUUAAUGUAACCAGUACACAGAAAUGGGCUGUUAGCAAUGUGGGUUUGUUUGCUGAAAAAAAGAAUCCAUCAUUUGUGCAAAACACCCUUACGCUUCCUAUGAAUGAUUUUACACCAACUGUUUCUGGGCUUCCACCAACUACUCAAGGAAAGAAAAGCAGGACUGGGUUGAUAGUUGGUAUUGCAGUCCCUGUUGGGGUUGUGAGCUUGCUAUUAUUAUUUGCAGUUCUAUAUAUGAGGAGAAAAAAAUCAGAAAAAGAUGACGAUGAAGAUCUUCUAGGAUUAGGCCCCCGACCAAAUACUUUCAGUUAUGCUGAGUUGAGAGCUGCAACAGAAGAUUUUAAUCCUUCAAAUAAGCUAGGAGAGGGAGGAUAUGGACCUGUUUAUAAGGGUACACUAUCUGAUGGGAGGGUAGUGGCUGUGAAGCAACUUUCAGUAGCAUCUCACCAAGGGAAGAGUCAAUUUGUAACCGAGAUUGCUACAAUAUCUGCAGUCCAACAUCGCAAUCUAGUGAAAUUGUAUGGAUGCUGCAUUGAAGGAACCCAGCGCAUUUUGGUUUAUGAGUAUCUUGAAAACAGGAGCCUUGAUCAGGCACUUUUUGGAAGAAAUGACUUGCACCUUGACUGGCCUACCCGCUUCAAUAUAUUGUUGGGAACAGCAAGAGGACUUGCUUACCUUCAUGAGGAGUCAAGGCCCAGGAUUGUACAUCGAGAUGUCAAAGCCAGUAAUAUUUUGCUCGAUGCAGAACUCUCCCCAAAAAUAUCAGAUUUUGGAUUGGCAAAGCUUUAUGAUGACGAAAAAACCCACAUUAGCACCCGCGUUGCAGGGACAAUAGGUUAUUUGGCGCCAGAGUAUGCAAUGCGCGGACAUCUGACAGAAAAGGCUGAUGUAUUUGGUUACGGGGUUGUUGCUUUGGAGAUCCUCAGCGGGAGGCCAAACUCAGCCAACAACUUGGAUCGUGAAAAGAUUUAUCUUCUUGAAUGGGCAUGGACUCUACAUGAAAACGACCAGAGUUUGGGGCUGGUGGAUCCGAGAUUGACAGAGUUUGAUGAAAAUGAAGCAACUAGAUUGAUAAAAACAGCUCUCCUCUGCACUCAGGCAUCACCAAUGAUGAGGCCAUCAAUGUCACGCAUAGUGGCAAUGCUCUCUGGAGAUAUUGAAGUAAGCACUGUUAUUUCAAAGCCAAGUUAUUUGACAGAUUGGGAUUUCAAAGAUGUAACCACAAGUAGCUUUUUGAUGGAUAAUGAUACCCCAUCAACUGAGAGCAAUGUUCUUCUCAACCGUCAGCCUGAAUGGAGCACAACUGGUGCUAGCCCCGGGAUUGACCUUUCGCCAUCUCCAGUAAAUGUCACUGAAUCAAUGCUCACUGGCAUUAUAGGAGAAGGCAGGUGAGAACUAAGAAGAUUCCAUUGUCUUGCCCUUGCUGUCAAUAUGUGACUUUUACUGCUAAAACUUUCCUACAUGUUGUACUUGUCUUUGGGUCUUUCUCUGCCUCUAGUUUUUAGCAAUGGUGAUGCAUAUAUAAAAUAAGAUACAAUUCUAUAG
Prunus avium (sweet cherry) is the source of this 2898-nucleotide messenger RNA. NCBI's taxonomy places the organism in Eukaryota, Viridiplantae, Streptophyta, Magnoliopsida, Rosales, Rosaceae. The record is from RefSeq and is a predicted model, not a curated record.